Trichomycterus rosablanca is the source of this 5221-nucleotide messenger RNA. It is a transcript of the gene slc1a2b, whose product is annotated as solute carrier family 1 member 2b. Bases 268 to 1962 code for a protein of 564 amino acids. NCBI's taxonomy places the organism in Eukaryota, Metazoa, Chordata, Actinopteri, Siluriformes, Trichomycteridae. The record is from RefSeq and is a predicted model, not a curated record. The transcript has 11 exons. Gene Ontology annotation, cellular component: plasma membrane. Gene Ontology annotation, biological process: L-aspartate transmembrane transport; L-glutamate import across plasma membrane. Gene Ontology annotation, molecular function: glutamate:sodium symporter activity; neutral L-amino acid transmembrane transporter activity; L-glutamate transmembrane transporter activity.
CUUGGUGCUUUGCUGUCCCUAGUAAAAAUCAAUAUAAAAAAAUUGAGUGGACUCUCAUUUCCAAUGGUCUGGGAUUGAAGUACAUGAAGAGAUCGGGUAUUGAAAGGGCUUGCCAUUUCACAAAUCUGGAGUUGUUAGUCUGGGAACUCUGGAAAGUGGAGAAUCCUUGAAGAAAUUCAAGGCUGGAACGUAGGGUUGUGAUUAGAGAGGAGUUUGGAGAUUCUGCUGGCUUGCAGAACUGACCUAAACUCAAUCAGCAAACCUGAAAUGACUGCCAAUAGCAUGCCUAAGCAAGUAGAGGUCCGGAUGCAUGAGAGCCACCUGGAGCCCAUAGAGGCCACCCCACAAUCAAAAUGGGCCCUCAUCUGCCAAAAGUUGCGCAAGAACCUGCUCCUCACACUUACUGUUAUGGGUGUGAUAUUGGGAGCCGUUUUUGGUAUGCUUCUGCGUGUUGCCUCUCCUAUCGAUAGCAACAUUGUUAUGGUUAUUGCAUUCCCUGGUGAAAUUUUGAUGAGGAUGCUAAAAAUGCUGAUCCUUCCUCUUAUCAUCUCCAGUUUAAUCACAGGUCUUGCUGGUCUGGAUGCCAAGUCGUCUGGUCGUCUGGGUACCAGAGCCAUGGUUUAUUACAUGACCACUACUAUAAUUGCUGCUGUGCUGGGAGUAAUACUGGUCUUGAUCAUUCAUCCUGGUAACCCAAAACUAAAGGAAAACCUUGGUGAGGGACUUAAAAAUGAUGAGGUUUCCAGCCUUGACGCCUCCUUUGAUCUCAUUAGGAAUCUUUUCCCUGAGAACUUGGUGCAGGCGUGUUUCCAGCAGGUCCAGACUGUUGUGAAGAAGAUUGAGGUCAAGCCUGUAAUUGACCCUAACAGUACCCUGGAUGAGUUCACCUCUGCCACUAUGCCUCCUCCCGUAUUCAAGACAAAGAAAUCCCUGGAGUAUAAGAGUGGAAUGAAUGUUUUGGGUUUGAUUGGAUUCUUCAUUUCCUUCGGUAUUUGCAUGGGGAAGAUGGGAGAGAGAGCAAGGCUCAUGAUUGAGUUCUUCAAUGUCCUGAAUGAGAUUGUUAUGAAGUUGGUUAUCAUGAUCAUGUGGUACUCUCCCUUUGGUAUUGCUUGUCUGAUCUGUGGCAAGAUUAUCUCCAUCCAGGAUUUGGAGGUGGUGGCCAGACAGCUGGGCAUGUACAUGGUCACAGUCAUCAUUGGACUUAUCAUCCAUGGAGCCAUAUUCUUACCUUGUAUUUACUUUGCAAUUGUAAGGAAAAAUCCCUUCAGCUUCUUCAUGGGCAUCUUCCAAGCCUGGAUUACCGCUCUUGGAACAGCAUCAAGCGCUGGUACUCUUCCUGUCACCUUCCGCUGUCUGGAGGAGAACCUAGGCAUUGACAAGAGAGUAACCCGCUUUGUUCUGCCUGUUGGAGCAACAAUUAACAUGGAUGGCACUGCACUUUAUGAAGCUGUAGCUGCUAUCUUUAUUGCUCAGAUGAAUGGUAUUUACCUGGACCCUGGUCAGAUUGUCACAGUCAGUCUUACAGCUACACUGGCCAGUGUUGGAGCAGCUAGUAUUCCCAGUGCAGGACUGGUAACCAUGCUGCUUAUUCUGACUGCUGUUGGGCUGCCCACACAGGAUAUUAGUCUGCUGGUAGCUGUUGACUGGCUCCUGGAUCGUUUCCGUACCUCGGUCAAUGUGGUCGGCGACUCCUAUGGUGCUGGCAUUGUGUAUCACCUGUCCAAAGCUGAGCUGGAUGCUCUGGAUGCCGCGCAUGGGAAAUCUGAUGACAUUGAAAUGAUGACCAAGACGCAGGCCUAUUAUGAUGACCUCAAGAACCAUCAUGAAAACAACUCAAAUCAGUGCGUCAUUGCAGCUCAGAAUUCAGUCUUAGUAGAUGAAUGCAAGGUAACCUCAGCAGCCACAAAUGGCUCAAAUGUGGAGUACACACUUGUUGAAGAGGAACCACAGAAGAAUGAUUAAUGCGAGACCCUCCUUUGUCCAACCUCAAGCUUUUUUAUCUAGUGCAUAAAGAGAGGAAGAAGUCACACUGAUAUGCAUACAGAACAGCUGAUGGGUUUUCUAGUUUAGAAUUGUAUUACUGUCAUUUGUUUUAUCUGAAAUAACAUACUAAUUAAAAAAUAGAAUCACCUUGUCUGAUGCACUAACGUGCCUAUGCACUUGCGCAGAAAGCGAGGCUUGGGAGGGUAAAGAAAGAAAUAAUAUAAACUGUUCAUGAUGAUUAUAAUAUAUACUAUACGCAUUUUAUUUCUUUUAAGAUUUGGUGGUAUGUUAAUAAUAAAGAGAGAUGGUUAAUGAAUGCUUAGAAUGACAUAAAAGCCAGGUUUUCAGAAUGUAGGGACAGAAUUUACAGAUAAGCCAGCAGUUCAGUUGAACUAAACAUAAGACCCAGCCUGUGCAGAGCCAAAACAUCUACAGGUUCUAUUCUAUACUGUAGAGCAAAAUCACUCACAUUGUUCACAAUGUACCUGUACCCUGUUUCCCUGUUUUACCUCACUUCAUGACCUCUGACCUAUCUAACUGGGUCUGUGAUACCCAGUCAUCUGCAGGCAGAUCUGGGCUUUUGUGCCAAACAGACAUACAACAAACAAAACACCCUAAAUUCUAAAGAUUCAGUCUUACAAAUGAGUGUUUUGUCGUUUUGAUGGAUUUAAUUCAUACUAUUAAGUCACAACAUUAAGUUUAAGAUUAGCUUCUUACCAGGAAAACAUGUUUGAGUGUAUUCUGAUAAUAAGUUUUCUAUUAUGGACCCUUGGUACAAGAAUAGGAUAUAUAAUCGCCACAGCACAAAGAACUAAAAGCACAAGCCAUGUUGUGACUAACUGAUUUUGCCUUCAGAACCUCAAAUCAUUCCAGUUAUAAGAACACAAUGAUGGGUAGUAUUGUUUUUAUAUGUACAUGAGACUAAGGCAGUUAUGCACAUUACAAGAUGGACCAAAUAAGAAACAGCCUGAAAAAUCACUGCCAUUGAUGCAAUGAACACAACUUUUUAGCCAACUCAAAGCACACUGUCAUUUUAAGACAGAUCAAGGUCCUGAUUAAAGUAUUAUUUACAACUUAAAAAUGUACAUUGUUCAUUUAAGUAUUUAAUAUGUGUAUUUGAAUGUUAUUUACAAAAGCUUGCCUAACUUGCUUUGGUAAAACACUACUGUAUUUAAGAAAUGAUGUACAAUACAUUUAUCCACAAAUAUUAAAUUAAACAUGAACCAAGUAAAUGAAUAGAUCCAUAGCACAAAUAAUUUGCUCUUUCCAAUGUACCUUUAAUCCAAUCUACAGAUUGUAUUAUGUUAGAUUCUCAGGCAAAUAAAGAUGCACUCAGUGUUAUCAGGGAACACAUUCCUAAUGCAGGCAGAAAUAUACAGAAAUAUUUUAUACUAUGCCCUUGGAAAAUGCUGGAGAGUAAUCACUGUUUACAUAUGAUGUUGGUUUACAGCUUGCAGAAUGCCUACUGCCUUUAUAGCUUGCACCACUUGUAUUGGCUUUUUUUUUACCUAAUAAGCAAGUAUAAUAAAUUUAACACUUGAGUUGACUUGUUUUCUUUGUGAAAGCAGAUUGAACAGUACAAUAAUAAUAAAUAAAUAAAUAAAUAAAUAAAUAAAUAAAAAGAGAAAAGGAAGAAAUCUGAAAGAGAACAGAAGUGCACAAAUAAGUUAGGCACUUACAGUGUCACAAUACAAUAGAGUUGUUAUAGUGGUACCAGCUCUUUUAUUUUCUAAAGUUCUCUGUUCCUAAAUGACAUUUUGCCUGAAAUAAAACUUACCCUCAAGCAUAAGACUGUUCUGGUAGACCCACCAUGCAUGAAGGCCAGUGCUAUGGCAUAUUCACAUGUUGACACAGAUAGUUUUAGACUUAAGACUUAAUUAAGCAUUAAUGGGUAUCACGAAUUUGUUUGUAGCUUUUUUUUUUAACUGUUAAAGCCUUCAAAAGCAUUAACCACUACAUUUUUUCAAAAAGAGGGUUCGUUUAUAUUCAUAUUCAUCAAAUAUUUGUAAUAAUUUUCACUCAUUUCACAGUCACUUUAGGAGGAGCAUGUGGAAAAUGCACAGCUUUGAUAUUUUACUUCACUGGAUUAUAUGGAAAGAGAAUCAUUGUAACACCUCUGCAUUGUGUUAAUACAAAUGUUUCCUCAUUGUAAGUCAGCUAUUCAGUUACAAGGACUGUUGUGAACUAUGUGGACAUUUUUUCUAAACACGUUUCUUAAAAGCCUGGAUUAAAAGUGCCUACAUGCACUUUUUGUACAUACUAUAGGUAAAAUAUCAGCUUUCUUUGAUGUUUGAUGUCUUGUGUUUGUGCAAAUAAUUUGUCAUUCUGUAGAAAUGCAUCAUUUAUAUAACUGAUCAAUUGAUUAGAAUAGGAAACAUAUACAUGUGAGUGCAUUAAACUGCUUGUUUCUAAACUUAAAUAGCUGUACCUAGCUGUCUCACAUUAGUGUUCUGUAUUCUAUAUACAUACAUAUAUAUCUUUUUGGUAUCUAAUGGAAUGUUAAUUGUUUGUUUCCUACAGAAAAGAUCAUGUGUGCACUCAUUUUAUUAUACCUAUAUAAAGUACCAUUCUUCCAUGAGGAUGUUUGUUCUUGCCCCACCUUGUAUGUAUGUGAAUAUUAUUAUAUUAUGCAGUGUUUGUACUACAUCUCAAGAGUGAUAUAUUAGAUGGUCAGCUGUAAGAUAAAUAAAGCUGCUUUGCAACAGUUUAAGGCCAGGGCAGAUUAGGAGUGUCAUGUUGAGCAAACUGACAGCAUUCCGUAAACUAUUUUGCUGCUUCACCUCUGUGGUUUAUACUGGAUUGUCCACUAAAAAUGCUGCUUGUUCAGUCCCGUCUAAAAAACUAGUAGUCUUAGCUGUUUUAAUUUAUAAUAUGUUGAUAUUCAAUUUUUGUUUUCUUAUCAAAAAAUUUAUUUUACCCAAAAGAUACAAAAUAUACUUCCUAUGUUCCACUGGACUAUUUACUUUAUUGGGCAUUGCUUUUUUUUUCUGUUUAAUUUAAAAUAUUUGAACAACCAUUCUCACCCCUAACAUGUUGCCCCAUCUGUUCUGUUUCUAAAUUCCUCUCAUUCUAUUUUGUGACCUUUAUUGUCAUUUAAUGUAAAUAGGAGGGAUAAAAAACUGUAAGCAAAGAAAUAAAAAUGCAAGUACCUGUGGAAUAAAUGUAUGUUCAUACAUAUCAAGUGUUGUACCAUUGCUGUACAUAGUUAUGAUAACUAAUAAAUGUUGAUUUCUAACGA